Messenger RNA from Balaenoptera acutorostrata (minke whale), 3348 nucleotides. It is a transcript of the gene COL28A1, whose product is annotated as collagen type XXVIII alpha 1 chain. NCBI's taxonomy places the organism in Eukaryota, Metazoa, Chordata, Mammalia, Artiodactyla, Balaenopteridae. The record is from RefSeq and is a predicted model, not a curated record.
AUGUGGAACAAACAUUUUGUCUUGUAUCUCCUGCUUUUGCCAGCUUUUAUGAGUCAAGCAAUAUAUGGACAAAGAAAGAAAGGAUCAAAGUCCAAUUUACUUGCAAGGAAAAACCCCACUUGCUUCACAGAUCUUGUCUUCAUUGUGGACAGCUCUGAAAGUUCUAAAAUUUUUCUCUUUGACAAACAGAAAGAUUUUGUAGAUAGCUUGAGUGACAAGAUUUUUCAAUUGACCCCGGUUGGCUCCUUGAAAUAUGACAUCAAACUGGUAGCCCUUCAGUUUAGCAGCUCUGUCCAAAUUGAUCCACCUUUUUCUUCUUGGAAGGAUCUACAGGCUUUUAAACAGAGGGUCAAGUCUAUGAAUUUCAUUGGGCAAGGUACUUUCUCUUACUAUGCUAUCGCCAAUGUCACGAGGCUACUUAAGAGAGAAGGGCACAAAGAUGGUGUGAAAGUGGCUUUGCUGAUGACAGAUGGCAUCAACCAUCCAAAGAAUCCAGAUGUUCAAAGUAUUUCUGAAGAUGCCAGAACUUCAGGAAUAUUAUUUAUCACCAUUGGACUCUCUACUCUAGUCAAUGAAACCAAACUUCGUUUGAUAUCUGGGGAUCCACCCAGUGAACCCAUUCUACUGUUGAAUGAUUCAACCCUUGUACAUAAAAUUCAGGAUCACCUGGAUAUCUUAUUUGAAAAGAAGUGUGAACGCAAGAUUUGUGAAUGUGAGAAGGGGCAUCCAGGAGACCCAGGGCCUCCGGGUACACAUGGAAACCCAGGUAUCAAAGGUGAGUGAGGACCUAAAGGAAACCCGGGUGACGCUCAAAAAGGGGAACCUGGAGAAAGAGGCCCAGGGGGAAUCCCUGGGUACAAGAGUGAGAAGGGUGAACGUGGAGAAUGCGGUAAACCAGGAAUAAAAGCUGACAAAGGACCCAGAGGACUUCAGGGCAUUACUGGACUUCCAGGGGAUCCAGGCCCGAAGGGGUUUCAAGGCAAUAAGGGUGAACCUGGUCCUCCUGGUCCUUAUGGUCUUCCAGGAGCCCCUGGUAUUGGACAGCAAGGUAUUAAGGAGGAAAGAGGCAAGGAAGGAAGAGCUGGGCCUCCAGGACCGAUUGGUGUCGGUGAGCCGGGCCAGACAGGUCCCCGUGGGCCUGAGGGAGCACCAGGAGAGAGGGGCUUACCAGGAGAAGGACCUCCAGGACCAAAGGGUGAAAAAGGUUCUGAAGGACCAGUUGGCCCACAAGGAUUAGAAGGCCCAUCAAUCGAAGGGGACAAGGGGGAUAUGGGACCUGUGGGACCCCAAGGACCAAUGGGCAUCCCCGGAAUUGGGAGUCAAGGGGAACAGGGAAUCCAAGGUCCUAUUGGUCCACCUGGUCCACAAGGGCCCCCAGGACAAGGCUCACCUGGUCCCAAGGGAGAAGUAGGCCAGAUAGGACCUACAGAUCCUAGAGGACCAUUGGGACUUGGAGUGCAAGGUCCAAAGGGGGAGCCAGGCUCAACAGGGCUCUCAGGACAGCCAGGAGUACCGAGAGAAGAUGGAGCUACAGGGAAGAAGGGAGAAGCGGGGCUUCCAGGAGCAAGAGGCCCUGAAGGACAACCUGGAAAAGGACAACCUGGCCUCAAGGGUGAUGAAGGAAAGAAAGGGAGCAAAGGAAAUCAAGGACAGAGGGGAUUUCCAGGGCCCGAAGGACCAAAGGGUGAUCCAGGGAUUAUGAGCCCUUUUGGGAUGCCUGGAACAUCAAUUCCGGGACCACCUGGGCCAAAGGGAGAUAGAGGAGGACCUGGGUUUCCUGGAUUUAAAGGAGAACCUGGAAUUGCUAUUCGAGCACCAAAGGGUGCCCAAGGCCCUCGGGGACCAGUGGGUGCUCCAGGACUCAAAGGUGACAGCUAUCCUGGUGUGGCUGGCCCUCAAGGAUUACCAGGACCCCCUGGACCAAGGGGUUUACGUGGAGUGGGAGACACUGGAGCAAAGGGAGAGCCUGGUGUCAGAGGCCCUCCAGGCCUCCCUGGGCCUCGGGGCAUAGGAGCCCAAGGGCCAAAGGGUGAUACUGGGCAGAAAGGCUUGUCUGGCCCUCCUGGCCCCCCUGGCUAUGGAUUACAAGGAAUCAAAGGGGAGCAAGGACCUCAAGGCUUCCCAGGGCCAAAGGGCAUGACAGGCCAUGGCCUCCCUGGCAGGAAGGGAGACCAUGGAGAACGGGGCAAUGUGGGAAAGAAAGGGGAUAAAGGGGACAUUGGAGAUCCCGGACCCCAAGGAAAACAGGGGUUACAAGGACCAAGAGGAGACGGAGGACUGACAAAAGAAGAAAUCAUUAAGCUUAUUUUUGAAAUAUGUGGUUGUGGGCGUAAAUGCAGAGAGGCACCGCUAGAGCUGCUGUUUGUGAUCGACAGCUCAGAAAGUGUGGGACCGGAGAACUUCCCGAUUAUCAAAGACUUUGUGAAGACUCUGACCGACAGAGUUGCGCUGGACCUUGCCAUGGCCCGCGCAGGCGUAAUCAACUAUAGCCAUAAGGUGGAGGAGGUGGCUCAUUUGACACAGUUCUCCAGCAAGGACGACCUCAAGCGGGCCGUGGACAGCAUGAAGUAUCUGGGAGAAGGCACCUACACAACCACAGCUCUCCAUGCCGCCAACCGCAUGUUCGAAGCCACAAGGCUGGGUGUGAAGAAGGUGGCCUUGGUCAUCACUGAUGAGCAGACAGACACCCGAGAUGAAAAGGAUCUGACAGAGGUGGUGAAGGAUGUCAGUGACAUCGAUGUGGAAAUAUUUGUGAUUGAGGUGGUGAAGAGAAAUGACCCCAACUUCGAGAUGUUCCACAGAGAAAUGAAUCUAAUUGCUACCGACCCAGACAGUGAGCACAUUUAUCUAUCUGAUGACUUUGUUACCCUUCAAGAUACCCUGAAGCAAAAAUUGUUUAAAAAAAGUUGUGAGGAUUUUGAAUCCUACCUCUUUCAUAUUUUGGGUUCACCACUGCUUCAACCUGGAUUUGGGAUAUCGGGGCAAGAACUCACUGAAUCUGCUCCAGAACCCCAGAAAGAAAUUUCUGAGUCCGUCAGUGUCUCUGGAGCCCAGGACAAAGAGAAUGAGCCUUCAGAGCCCACCUGGGCUGCCAGCCUUGCUGCCACUCCAUCAUCUGAGGCUGCCACCACCCAGGGGCCAUUGCUCAGGUCCCCUGAGGAUCAGGCAGAGGGUCUGGAAACCAGAGCUCAAAGUCCCAUUUUGAACUCAGAGCGAGAAAAGUUUGUGCACGAAAGUAAGAGAUUUCUGCCCAUCAGCUGUUGUAUCUAUAAUAUCAAGAAGGCACAGAAAGGAUGGUCUCUAAAAUCUCAUCCAGAGAGAACAUGUUUUGACUCUAAACAGGGGUGA